Pleurotus ostreatus (oyster mushroom) is the source of this 2223-nucleotide messenger RNA. RefSeq lists its product as uncharacterized. Gene Ontology annotation, molecular function: beta-glucosidase activity. The record is from RefSeq and is a predicted model, not a curated record. Lineage: Eukaryota; Fungi; Basidiomycota; Agaricomycetes; Agaricales; Pleurotaceae. Gene Ontology annotation, biological process: glucan catabolic process. The coding region runs from base 1 to 2223 and encodes 740 amino acids. The transcript has 13 exons.
AUGAUCCUUGCUACGCUCCUGCUCUCGUUCCAGCUGCUGGGACGUGCAGAGGCCUUUGUCCAACGAUCAUGGGAUGAGUCGUAUGCACUUGCAAACGCGAAGAUCGCACAGAUGACGGUAGACGAGAAAGUGGGCAUUCUAACGGGUGUUGGGCAAUUCAACAGUCGGUGUGUUGGGGAUACACAUCCCGUCGAUCGGCUCGGAAUUCCCUCUAUUUGCUUCCAAGACGGCCCCGCCGGGCUGCGACUCGUCAAGGGCGUGACGGGCUUCCCGAGUGGCAUCAACACGGCGUCGACGUUCAGCAGGCGCCUGAUGCGCGCGAGAGGCGUUGCGCUGGGCGAGGAGUCGCGAGGGAAGGGCGUCAACGUCUUCCUCGGGCCAGCUAUGGAUAUCAUGCGCAAUCCGAAGGCUGGCCGCGGCUGGGAGAGCUUUGGCCCCGACCCCUUCCUCACUGGCGAGGGCUCGUACGAGACCAUCAUUGGCGUCCAGAGCACAGGAGUGCAAGCCUGCGCGAAGCAUUUCGUGGCGAACAACCAGGAGCAUUGGCGCUAUGGCGUCACGUCGAACCUCGACGAGAGGACGAUGUGGGAGGUGUAUGGGUGGCCUUUCUUGCGCAGCAUAGACGCGGACGUAACCUCCGUGAUGUGCGCCUACAACCGCGUCAACGGGACGUCUUCGUGCGGAAACUCAGACUUACUUGGUCCGAAAGGGUUCUUGCGAGAGAAUGGAUUCAAAGGUUUCGUCGUGAGCGACUGGGGCGCUACACACGAUGCCGCGAAAGACGUGGCAAACGCGGGGCUGGAGAUGGAGCAGCCGGGGGACUGGAUCGUCAUCGGCGGUGGCGACUUCAACAACCUCAUUACGGGCCUCAAGCCCGCUGUCAAGAGUGGUGCUGUGACCACCGACCGGCUGAAUGAGAUGGUGGGACGUGUAUUGGCAGCGUUCUACCACCUCGGGCAAGAUUCCGGGUUUCCAGCCGUGAACUUCGAUGCGCAGCACUCCGACGGCUCUGGGUCGAAGAACCUCCACGUCUCGGUCCGCUCAGACGCGCAUACGGCCCUGGUCCGCGAGAUCGCCUCGGCGUCGGCCGUGCUCCUCAAGAACAACCGCACCACCUUUCUCCCCGCCGCUGGUGCCAAGGAGACCAUCCGCGGCCUCCCCAUCACCAAGUCCCGCAUCCGCACCAUGGCCAUUAUCGGGCAGGACGCGAAGAUGCCGAACUUGAGCUGCAACGACCUCAAUGAGUGCAACGAUGGGACUAUGUCCGUCGGGUGGGGCUCGGGCUCGAACUCGCUGGAGUUUGUUGUACCGCCGGUUGAUGCGCUGAUGUCGGAGAAUGCGGGCGCUGCGACGCUGGCGACGUCGCUGUCGAAUGACCUCAACGCGGGGGCGAACGCUGCGAGGGAUAAGGACGUUGCGUUUGUCUUCGCUAACGCAAUGAGCGGCGAGCUGGGGUUCUAUAGUGUCGUCGUCGGCAACAUGGGGGAUAGGAACGACCUCGAUCUCUGGUUCAAAGGAGGAAGUUUGAUCGAGCGCGUGGCGGCGGUGUGCAACAAUACCAUCGUCGUCAUCCACUCUGUUGGUCCUGUGGUCAUGCCCUGGAGCUCCCACCCCAACAUCACCGCCAUCGUGUACGCAGGUGCGCCCGGGGAGAUGACGGGCCCGUCUCUAGUCGACGUGCUCUACGGCAGGUAUAACCCCCGAGGGAGGCUCCCGUUCAGUAUCGCGGAUAAGGAAGCAGACUUUGGAACUUCGAUCGUGUAUAACAGCUUGUCGGGCUUCCCUGAGAUCAACUACACCGAGAAGCUCCUCCUCGACUACAGGUACAUGGACGCCAACGGCAUCACGCCGCGCUUCGAAUUCGGCUUCGGGCUCUCCUACACGACUUUCGCGUACUCCGGCCCAUUGUCGAUCGCGUCCGGUGCGUCUGGGACCAGGGCCAUCACGUUCACCGUGACGAACAGCGGGGAGGUGCCCGGGACGGAGAUCGCGCAGCUGUACCUGGCGUUCCCUGCGGGCGCUGGCGAGCCGCAGCGCGUUCUGAGGGGCUUCGAGGAGGUGCCGCUGGGCGUUGGCGAGAGCAGGAGCGUGACGAUUGCGCUGGGGCAGAGGGAUAUGAGUAUAUGGGAUGUUGUGCGGCAUGCGUGGGUCGUGCCUCCUGGGACGUUCACGGUGACGGUUGGCGCGUCUAUCAAUGACGUCCGCCUGACGGGUACUUUCUAG